AUGGGGGAAUAUGGAACUCUUUCCUUGAGAAUAGGAUCUGUCUUUGGAGAACUGACCAGCAAUGAUGGUUGUGACUCGGAAGGCACCAGACAUUACUUGAGGACAGCUAAAGAGAUUGGAUCAACAAGCAACUAUCAGCCUGCCGCCGUGGAAGCCCUUGCAACUUCAGAGAAUUGGUUUCUUAUUCAAGGGUCAAGCAGGAAAAAUAGAGAAGAUACGACUUCUCUAUCAAAGAAGGGUGGCGAGAAGAAAAAGGGCCAUUCUGCCAUUAACGAGGUGGUGUCCCGAGAAUACACUAUCAGCAUUCACAAGUGCAUCCAUGGAGUGGGCUUCAAGAAGCGUGCCCCUCGGGCACUCAGAGAGAUUCCGAAAUUUGCUAUGAAGGAAAUAGGAACUCCAGAUGUGUGCAUUGAUACCAGGCUCAACAAAGCUGUCUGGGCCAAAGGAAUAAGGAAUGUCCCAUACCGAAUCCGUGUGCAGUCAUCCAGAAAACGUAAUGAGGAUGAUUCACCAAAUAAGCUCUAUACUUUGGUUACCUAUGUACCUGUUACCACUUUCAAAAAUCUACAGACAGUCAAUGUGGAUGAGAACUCAUUGCUGAUCAUCAAAUACAUCAAAUGAACUUAUAAAAUUGCAAAAAAAAAA
This is a messenger RNA of Callithrix jacchus (white-tufted-ear marmoset), 645 nucleotides long. The record is from RefSeq and is a predicted model, not a curated record. Lineage: Eukaryota; Metazoa; Chordata; Mammalia; Primates; Cebidae.